AUGAAGUUGAUCCGAGAUCGGUGGGCUGGUCACAACAUGGAGGUGAAUGAAAUCCAUAAUUAUAACUCUGAACUGGUAAAGCAUGGUACUUCUCCACAAUGGCAAAAGAGAAAGUCUACAUUAAUCACAAGGAAACAUGGAGAAAACCCAUCUCCAUUUUUGGUAGCCCGCGCCAUUGCUGUAGCCAUGGGGAUCCAUGUCAUUAUAAUGGUAAUGAUAUGCGGUGCCAUAAUCGUACAUUCAUUAUUCAACAAAGAAGCUCCAAUUUCUUUGCAAGAAAGUUAUUGUGGCCCAUGUCCUAAAAACUGGAUAUGUUACAGAAAUAACUGCUAUCAAUUUUUUAAUGAGAGCAAAAGCUGGUACCAGAGCCAAGCUUCUUGUAUGUCUCAAAAUUCCAGUCUCCUGAAGAUAUACAGCAGAGAGGAUCAGGAUUUCUUUAAAUUGGUGAAGUCAUAUCAUUGGAUGGGACUAAUACAAAUUCCAGCAAAUGGAUCUUGGCAUUGGGAAGAUGGCACCAUUCUCUUGCCCAGCCAAUUAACAAUGGUUGAAAUGCAGAAUGGAACGUGUGCAGUUUAUGGAUCAAGUUUUAAAGGUUAUACCGAAAACUGUUUAACUCCAAACACAUACAUCUGCAUGCAGAGGAUUGUGUAA
Molecule: messenger RNA, 651 nt
Organism: Neomonachus schauinslandi (Hawaiian monk seal)
Lineage: Eukaryota; Metazoa; Chordata; Mammalia; Carnivora; Phocidae
Product: NKG2-D type II integral membrane protein
Exons: 7
Coding region: 1-651 (216 amino acids)
Biological process (GO): positive regulation of natural killer cell mediated cytotoxicity
Cellular component (GO): external side of plasma membrane
Molecular function (GO): signaling receptor activity
Source: RefSeq, a predicted model, not a curated record